AUGAACGGAACACCUCGUUUGCGCUCGGCGUACCCGCCGACUCCUAGAUCUGCUCAGCGAACCCCAGAUCCUCAAGAUGUCUCGAGAGUCAGAACCACUCUCCCGACCCUCCCUGAUGCGACCCCCACAGCUCCAGCUGCUGCGCUCAGCAAUCCGGUAAUUCCAGUCAACCUGAUCGAUGCUCCGAGCCAGCGCAUGUAUACCGUGGCCCUAUAUGGACUCCUGUUUGUUUGGCGCCUUUAUGACUGGUGGACUCUCGUGGAGGAGGACACCCACUCGUUCCCGCUUUUCUUGAAGUGGUGUAUCAUCGAUGCAGUCUACUUUUUUGGGAUACCAUACCUGCGGAUACCUUGGCUCGAAUGGUCAGAGUCGGUGUCAAUGGCAGCAUCAGUUGGACACAUUGGCUUGAACGCCAUGUUCAUGUUCAGGAUACCUGCAACCGUUGCGAAAACCAUCUUCGACAGAGAGAUGUCGAUUUCCGAGAAUAGCGUACGGCCAAAUAGUAUUCUACACAACUCGUCUCUCAUCAUGGGCAAGCAAAUCAUCAAUAUUCUUCCUGAAGGGACCGUCACUAUGAAUCCAGACCAGCUGCCUUUCUGUCUCGACAGUAGUAAGCCGGUGGCUCAGAUCCCGCUUUACUUUAAUCAAACCACACCAAAAAGUGUUAAGCUGCUACGGAUUGACUUGGAGACAAAUAUUAACGAGACGAUUGUUCUGUCAAGUAAGGAGGUCAGGAGCGUCCGGAAAGUCCAGGACGACUCGCUUCUGACUCUCAACUAUCCUGCCAAGAAGCCGGGCUUAUAUAGGCUUUUGGAAGUCUUCGACAAUACGAAGCUGGAGGUCCAACGUCGAAUGUCUGAUACUCUUGUCGUUAUUUGCCCAAAAGCUAUUGUCAAAUCGACAGGUGCUGAUCGAUGCCUGGGUGAUCUAUCUGACCUGACCAUGGUGAUAGAGGGAACCCCGCCUUUGAAGAUAGUUUACAGCCGAACCGCGAACAGCGAACAGAGUGUUCAUCACUUUUCAAGCAUUCAGCCAGAGAAUUUCGCUUCUCCUCUUCUCGGCUCUACAAGUGUAGGAACCUUGGUUCCUGCAGGUUCUGAAGACGCAUCUCGGGCUCGAUCACAACGCAUUACCGUGCCAUUGAACGAAUCGAUGAUGCCGAGUGGCCAAUGGCUAUACUCUGUUGACGAGAUUCAUGAUGCCUUAGGCAACGUCGCCAAUUUCUCUUCGGGAUCGGAUGACGUCGAGCAUGUCUACCCCAAGGGUGCGCAUCUGGAGCAGGCUUUUACGGUGCACGACCGACCUGUCUCUAGACUGACCAGUUGCGAUUCCCGGAAUCCUAUGAUGGUGGCGAAUGGAAGGACUACCCAGCUUCCUGUAGAAUACUCAAUGCCCGGCAAAUCCCAAGACGAUACGUCCCAUACCGUUACCUGGAAGUUUUCGCCCUUGAACACUCUGACUCAAAGUGGAGAUCACGGCUCAGAGGUUUUUUUUGAGGAGUACUUUGCCCCAACCGCUUACAGUCAGCCGACCAUUCGCCAACCUGGCCUCUACACCUUGACGGGGGUGAAGAGCAAGUUCUGCGAAGGCAAAGUCAAAGAACCGGCAUCUUGCUUGCUUCUUAACCCUCCCGAGCCAGAGUUGACCCUUUCAGCCGAGAACAUCAAUGAUAAAUGUGCAGGGAACUCGAUCGGUCUUCUGGUUGAUCUUGAUCUGAUAGGCACACCUCCAUUUGUCGUGAGAUAUGACAUAGAAACGAAGACCGGUACUCACUCUGAAAGCAUUUGGGUAGAGGGGCUACGACACCAGCUCGAGUUGAAGCCCAGGGACGCUGGUCACUUCAAAUAUCACUUCACUUCUAUAGAUGACGCGAUAUACAAGGGUCAGCAACUUAGUGGAAGUGGUCUCGUAUUGGAACAAGAUGUCAAGCCCCCGGCUUCCGCCUUCUUGAGGCGACCUUUGGGCCCUAUUGAUGCAUGUAUCGAAGAACCAGUAGAGAUGAACGUCGAAUUAUCUGGUGAGCCGCCAUUUACCUUGGAAUACGAAUUGGUUCAUGAUGGGAAACGAAAACGAACCAAGGAGACCAACAUCGAGACGGAUAUCUUCAACAUCAGGACAGACUCAUUGUCCAAAGGCGGAGAGUAUUCUCUUGCUCUUACAAGCGUACAGGACAGAACCGGAUGUAAAAUAUUCCUCAACAGCGAGGUCAAGUUUACCGUCAGACGCCAAAGACCGAAGGCAUCGUUCGGACAGUUAGAAGGCAAACAUACAACAGUCGAAGUAGAAGGCAAAAAGGUGGAACUUCCUCUCCGACUGACUGGUCGUGGGCCUUGGACCAUCAAGUAUCAGAACCUUGACGAUGCAUCCGGAAAGAUACUCGAGAAGACCGCCAAAACCGCCAAUGAUUUGAUCCAGGUCAACGAACGUGGCAUUUAUGAGAUUCUGGAGGUGGCGGAUGACCAGUGCCCUGGAACUGUCGACCCCGCUGCAUCUACCUUCAAGGUCGAUUGGUUCUCUAGGCCCCAAAUUAGGCUGGCGGAUACUGCCGCUCUCAUUCUUGACGGUACGAAGUAUCUCAAACGCGAGGUGUGUGAGGGUGAUAUCGACGCGGUUGACUUCAAUCUCAUCGGAACAUCCCCAUACAAUGUCAAAUAUGAAGUCCGGCAUAGACCAGAGCAUGGUUCCGGCUCGAUCGCCAACAAGGAGUUUGAAGCUGCUCUUGGAGCUGCUACUAUCUCCAUGGACACAGCUAAGCCCGGAACUUACGAGUACAGAUUUACGGAGCUAUCUGAUGCAUUAUACGAUCACGACGGACACAAGCAUACACCUCUGAUUCUCGAGCAAACGGUCAACCGGAAGCCUUCGGCCCAUUUUAUCAAGCCAGGACAAUCGUACAAUUACUGCAAAGAAGAAUUAGCAGGAGACGAGGUCAUCCCUAUUAGGUUAGAAGGCGUUCCACCAUUCAGCCUCGAGGUAGACAUCAAACACCAGAGUAAUUCUCGACCUGAGACUGUGAAGAUUCCAAACAUCGAUUCCAAUCACUAUGACUUCCGAAUACCACAUCGUGUACUGUCUCUCGGAAUCCAUCAAGUCAGCGUACGUAAGGUUCGAGACUCUCACGGAUGCCAACAGAAGACAGAAUAUGGAGCACCCCAUGUUCAAGUCCAAGUGUACGAUGUCCCGACAAUCUACCCACUAGAUUCGCGCGUAGACUACUGCGUGGGGGAGAGAAUUGCAUAUACCUUGUCUGGUACUGCGCCAUUCGAGAUAUUCUACACGUUUGAAGGCGUACCAAGAAAAGCCAAGUCCCAGUCAACAACCUUCAAACGUAUUGCCGAGAAGCCUGGCAACUUCAUCAUCACGGGCAUUUCAGACAAAGCUAGCGAGUGUAAGGCGCGGACUGAGAUCUUAAAGAUUGUACACGAGAUGCCGAGUGUCAAGAUCAGCCAAGGAAGACAGGUUGAAGUCGACAUCCAUGAGGGUGGGGAUACGGAGAUUCUCUUUGAAUUCUGGGGCACCCCACCUUUCGAGUUCACUUACACCAGAAGUACGAAUGCUCGCCGAGGGCAGAAGUCCAAGAUUCUGGAGACUAGACACGAGGUGUCCGACGAGAAUAAGAAGACGAUCAGGGCCUCACAGGAGGGCACGUACGAAGUGGUGGCGAUCAAGGAUAGGUUCUGUUCCUUCUCUACGCAACGAGCCGAUAUGGGAAGCAAGCAGAAGCUUCUCCAAUUCUAG
Messenger RNA from Drepanopeziza brunnea f. sp. 'multigermtubi' MB_m1, 3738 nucleotides. Lineage: Eukaryota; Fungi; Ascomycota; Leotiomycetes; Helotiales; Drepanopezizaceae. The record is from RefSeq and is a predicted model, not a curated record.